This is a messenger RNA of Penaeus monodon (black tiger shrimp), 2302 nucleotides long. RefSeq names its product anti-sigma-I factor RsgI2-like. Lineage: Eukaryota; Metazoa; Arthropoda; Malacostraca; Decapoda; Penaeidae. The record is from RefSeq and is a predicted model, not a curated record.
AUGAGACCCCUCAAGAGACCCCCGGUGUCCCCGGGUGGAGGACGAGGUGGUGGAGCUAGACCCUGUGUGAUCUGCGUUCUGCCCAAGGAGAAGGGCAGCUGCUUGGACGGGGUUGUAAAAUGGUUCCUGGUGAUCCGAGGAUCGCUGGUGUCGUCGUGUGCCAGGGUAGCGGAAUAUCGUGUCAAACCUGGGGAAUACUGCAGAGAUUCUACAGAUUGUAUUCAAGGACUAGAGUGUGAGGAAUUUAAAUGCAGGUGUCCCAUUAAUUGUUGGUAUGACCAAAGAAGAGAAGUUUGUGACUGUGGGAAGGUUGAAUCAGAGAUGGGACCAGUUAUUCUUGGGAUUUUUCUUGGCUUGUUUGUAAUUAUAUUCUGGUGUCGUAGAAUCAAGAGAACCAUAAGGAAACACAAGGAAAAGAUGAGACAGUUUUCAUCUCUCCCAGCAGAUGAUAAUGAGCGUGUGCCACCUUCAUAUGCACUCUCACCUGUCCGCUCUUCCAUCCAAACUGAUACAACAGUUGAUGACACUGCUUCACCUGCCAGCAGAACAGCUGGCACUCCUAUUACAGAAGACACUGGCACUUCAGCAACCUAUUCCUCAAAUCCCCCAACAGCACUAAACAAUCUUGUAAACCCUGAAUCAGAUAAGCCCCCAUCAUAUGUAGAAAUUAUUUCGUCACCCCCCCCAUCAUAUAUAGAAGUUAUUUCUUCACCCCUGUAUAACCCUGAUCCAAAAAGCCAGCCUGUCACCAUCAUACCAAAUACUCAAUAUCCCAAUUCCCACAUCCCUUUGUCUAGUAGCACUCAGCAGUCCUCUAGUCCAUCACACUCUCUUUCAGGAAGACCACAUUCCUGUAGUUCCUCACCUGAACCACAUCACAGUAGUCCCUUAGCAACACCACAUUCUGGUAGUCCUGAUGCAACACUGUAUCCUGGUAGUCCUGAUGCACUGCUUAAUUCUUCAGCCCCAGCUGGUGCUGCCAGUUCUUCGUCUCCAUCACAUUCCGUCCCUGAAGCACCACCAGCUUACAAUUCAUGCUUUAAUAAGGACAGUGCUCCAGAUACGUGACAAGGACAGUAAAUUGAAUUACUAAACUAGUAAUUCAACUAGUUUGGCCGAAGUGCACGGCAAACUUUUUUUCAGCAAAGACUUUUCUGCAGUGGCAAGUUUGCAGGGAAGAAUUUGUACAAGAACAUCAUCAUAAGGUUGUGAUGAUCCCAAUAUUUCUCCACUCUUAACUUGUUGAUACUGGCAGUACAUGUAUAUCUGCAAUAUACAGUAAGUGCAUUUAGUAGGCAUCAUUGGGUUGAUUCAUACCCACGUGUUGCUUUAAGACAGUAGAUUAUGGUACAGAUUGUUAUUAUUAUUAUUAUUAUUGUUAUAUAUGUUUUUCUUUUUUUCUUUCUUUUUCAUUUUUUACUUGUUAUUGUGUCCAGUAUUUUGCCAUCAUUCUUUUCAUUUCAGUAAAAUUGAAAGGGCAAAAAAAUUAGAAUCUCCAAAAACACAUGAAUAGUUAUUUAUGUGUGAAUACUAUAUAGUCUGUCUAUUAUUGGAGUUGUGAUUAAUGUUAAGCGUGAUUAAAAGCUUGAUGUUGUACAUGUCACUCCUAAUAGUUUUCUCUGAGACAAUUCAUCACCAAAAGUAGGAUAUUCUUCAAUUUGAAAACUGCCAUCAUUGAGCUGUAGCUCAAAGAAUAAUAAAAAUUGCAAUGAAAAUUGCUAAAGAAUUAAGUGAGGAGAAUUGCUUUGAAUGUUCAAAGUUUUCCAAAUUUUACAACCUCCAGUGCUUCAGUUCAGAGGUUGUUAUGAUGAAUUACAGUAGAAAUCUCAUUAUCUGGGUUAAAUGAUUUAAUAUAAGUGAUAUUAUGUGUUGGUUAUGGCUGUGGAAGUAAGGUGGAGGGGGUGGAUCCUGUGACAGGGAAAUAUUUUCUCCUCUCUUAUGCUUUCCUUGUAGCAGAUGCAGCUUUUUAAUCACUUUUUUUUAUGUCCUGUAACUUGUUUUAGGCAUUUUUGCAGACCGCAUUAUAAUGGUAGUGAUGAGAACACAGUAUAGCACAGAGCUGUCAAACACAUACAUUGUCCCUUACAUUUAUGUGGAAACUGUGUGGGUUUGCAGCAGUAUUAUGCUUUGGGCAGGGCAUGAGGAAAUAUGGGAGUACAUAUUUCAAAGCCUACUUUUUAUGAAAAAAGUAAUAGAAGAAUAAAUCUGUUCUAUGUUCUUGGCACGCCAAUGAAGGCAGACUGAAUAGGAUUAAAAUAUAUUAGGCAGAUGUUAGAAAUACAUGUACUUACAUGAUGGCAUA